CUAGUUGCGUGACAGCGCUUGCGCGAAGCGGACGCGUGUCGGCGACACUGCUAUCGGCUACCUAAAAAUGUCAGUCCAACGUUGGACAGGCGAGAAAAACAUACAAUUCAUAGAAGCUUACAAGCAACAUGAGUGUCUUUGGAAUCCGAGACACGUUGAAUACAAACAUCAAAGAGUACGAAAUAUGGCAUACGAGGAGAUCAGGAAGGCUAUGGGGAUGGACAGCAUGAAGGAGGUUAUAGCCAGGAUACGAAUUCUCCGAAGCACUCAAAACAAUGAAAUGACUAAGGCAAAAAAAAUGAACACUACGUCUCUAAAAUCUCAUGGAUACCGUAUAUGGAUUUUAUAAGGGACAUAGUAAGAGUGGCACGAGGCAAGGACGAGACUCAAGUUUUGCACCGUUCAGAUACAGUAUCGAGUGAAGAGGAGAGUCGUAGCUCCCUUGUUCAAGAGAGUUAUCGCAUUAAUAGUAAUCGCAUUAAUAAUGCAGAAAUGUUAUUUGAGCUAUCUCAACGUUGGACGGCCGAAAAGAGUAUAGAAUUUUUACAAAUCUAUAAGAAAUUCGAGUGUCUUUGGAAUCCAAAACAUGAAAAAUACAAAAAUCUAUUAGCUCGAAAUCAUGCCUACAAAGACAUCAUGGAGGUUAUGGGGAUGGAUAGUGUGAAGGUGGUUAAAGCCAAGAUACGAAGUCUCCGAACCACUCACUACAAUGAAACACUGAAGGCAAAGAAGAAUUUUAACUAUGUCUCUAGAAUAUCGUGGGUGCCGUAUUUGGAUUUUAUAAACGACGUUCGCGUUAUAGACAGGAAGUUAGAAGAGGUGGCAACGAAAACCCAAGAAGAUACUCAAGAUUCGUAUCAUUCAGAUUCAGGAUCGAGCGAAGAAUCGAGUCUUAUCGACCCGCCGGGCGAGAAACGAAUAAAACUCGAAGACCCGCUUGUUGAAGAGGUUGAAGACAGUCAUUUACAAGAGGAAUCGGAUCUUAUCGAUCAGUCAGUCGAGAAGAGAACACAAAUCGAGGACCUGCUCGUUCAAGAGAGCGAAGAGAGUCAUUUGCAAGAAAUGGUUUCGGUGCCCCCUUCUAAAGACAACGAUGAGUUCGGACUUUUCGGUCAAACGGUAGCCGAGCAGCUUCGUCAGUUGCCGCUGGAGGUCGCACUGGAGACUGAGGAGAUGAUUCUAUCCACGAUAAGAAGUCAGCGAAUCAAAAUUUUAGCUUCAACGACUUCGCAAAUUGGGAAUUUCCCAAUGAAACAAGAAUUGGAUUAGGAGUUCCAAAGAUAAAAUUAUCGUUAAAGAGACUGAUGUAAAUACUGAUCAUAAAGUUAAUAUACCUAGCUAUAUUAACUUUAUGGUACUGA
Molecule: messenger RNA, 1361 nt
Organism: Aricia agestis (brown argus)
Lineage: Eukaryota; Metazoa; Arthropoda; Insecta; Lepidoptera; Lycaenidae
Exons: 3
Coding region: 337-1269 (310 amino acids)
Source: RefSeq, a predicted model, not a curated record